Molecule: messenger RNA, 297 nt
Organism: Molossus molossus (Pallas's mastiff bat)
Lineage: Eukaryota; Metazoa; Chordata; Mammalia; Chiroptera; Molossidae
Product: ubiquitin-60S ribosomal protein L40-like
Exons: 2
Coding region: 1-297 (98 amino acids)
Biological process (GO): translation; protein ubiquitination; modification-dependent protein catabolic process
Cellular component (GO): nucleus; cytoplasm; ribosome
Molecular function (GO): ubiquitin protein ligase binding; protein tag activity; structural constituent of ribosome
Source: RefSeq, a predicted model, not a curated record
AUGCAAAUCUUUGGGAGGACCCUGACUGGCAAGACCAUCACCCGUGAGGUUGAGCCCAGUGACACCACUAAGAAUGUCAAGGCUAAAAUCCAAGACAAGGAGGAGUCCACCCUGCACUUGGUGCUUUGUCUGAGGAGUGGCAUCAUUGAACUCUCCCUCCACCAGCUUACCCAGAAGUACCACUGUGAUAAGAUGAUCUGCUGCAAGUGUUAUGCCCACCUGUACCCCCGUGGUGUCAAUUGCCAUAAGAAGUGCGGCCACACCAACAACCUUCACCCCAAGAAGAAGGUUAAAUAA